AUGGUAGCGCGCUGGCAAUACCGCUCGACCCCACCACGGUGUUUGCAUCCAAUGUUUGACAGCAAACAAUGUCAGCGAUGCGGAGCCACGGCGAAGGCUGGUUGGGAUUUCGGAGGUGGCAGCCGGCAGCCGGCAGCCGGCAACGAGCAGCGAGCAGCGAGCUUGCGGAGCUGCGAGGCGCAAGCGGAUCCGGAGCGAUCGCGCAGCAUAGUGGGGAGCGCAGCCGCAACUAAACGUGCAUCCCCGCGUAUGCAAACAAAUAAUCCAACGCGUUAUACUCGCGUCUCUACGCCCUCCUACAGGAUUGGCACGUUCUUACACGUCGAGCACUGUGAGAGUUGUAGCGCAGGAUUGGCAUGGCAUGGGGAAAGAUAUGUAACAUCGUUUGUACACCUGGCGUCACCGACUUCAUUUUCGACUUGAACUGUCGUUUGUCAACUGACAAUGAGAGACGUGCUAACAAACUUGAGAUUUUGCGAA
This is a messenger RNA of Acromyrmex echinatior (Panamanian leafcutter ant), 480 nucleotides long. RefSeq lists its product as uncharacterized. Lineage: Eukaryota; Metazoa; Arthropoda; Insecta; Hymenoptera; Formicidae. The record is from RefSeq and is a predicted model, not a curated record.